CAUCCAAUUCAUCAAAACAUUCAGAUCUCAUUCAUCUAACCUGUGAGCCUUGCAUUACUCUUAGGCAUGUUACUUAUAGUUAAAUUAUUAGCUACUGAUAAGAUAUAAUUUAAUAUUUUUCCUUGCAUCAUAUCGACAUAUGAAGAAUUUCUAGUAACUUACAAAGAAACAAAAUAUAUAUGUGGAAAUAAUUUCUACCAUCAUAGCUCGCCUUGUAUAUAUAUGGAACAUUUGACCAAAAAGUAUAUAUGGAAUAUAGAUUGUCAGAUUAUAUAUCCAGAUAUAACCGAGUAAACUUCAAGAUUUGUACUUAACCAAAAAAAGUAUAUAUAUGCUAUAUAUAUACAUAUAAGAUUAUGUAAAAUUGUUUCAAGAUUCAAUACCAUAUUUUUCAUCUUUUAACUUUCCACAUUAUUUUUUACCUUAUCAUUCAACAUAUAUUUAAUUUACACAUUACAAUGAUUUUGUUUGAUAAAAUUUAACACUCUCGUUUACUAAUUAAUAAUUAUUAUAAUAUGUCUAAAUUAAAUAAAUUUAGUCUUUAUUUAUAGAGAAUUUCAAAUAAUAAUUUUUUGUAUAAAAUUAAAUAAAUUUUUCAAUUUAUAAUAAGAAUAUAGGAAUAUAAAAAUAUGAAAAAUCUCUAUAAUUUGACAUGUGUCGAUGAUUCUCACUUUUUUAAUAUGUUGAAUCUUUUCAACACCAAAUAAUCUACAUCAUCAAAUUUAUUUUUCAAUAUGCUCAUUAUAGUGAUUAUGUUGAAUCUUUUAUUCAACACUUUCACUACAUGGUCUAACUAUAUUACUCUUGUUAAAAAUCCAUGAGAAAAGUACAUUUCUAGUCAAAUAAAAAAAAAUCAAAGAUUUUUAUCUAAAUUUGAAGUUUAAACAAUUAAUUAGUAAGAUGAUGAUUGACUUCUUGAUAACAAUAGAGUUAUAAUUAAAACAAUAUUUAAUAUUUUAAUACAUGCAUGGAUGAUGGAUGGAUAACUACAAGCCAAUGCAAAUUGGUAUUAUACGAAAUUAGCCAAAUACGUAUACUUGAACUAGCUCUAUAAAUAUGAACUCUAAACCCUCAUGCCAAAAACCAAAAUCUCUCAGUCCUUAUUGCAAAGAGAAAAAAAUGAAACCAUCGAUUUUAAUCUUAACAGUUUUCGUACUUCUCCUCCUGGUACCAACGGUGAUUCCUCACAACUAUUCGGAUGCUCUGCAUAAGUCAAUCCUAUUUUUCGAAGGUCAACGCUCCGGUCGACUUCCCAGACAACAAAGGAUGUUGUGGCGUGGUGACUCUGCACUCAAGGACGGCGAAAACCUCAACACCGACCUCGUUGGUGGUUACUACGACGCCGGUGACAACGUUAAGUUUCAUUUUCCAAUGGCUUUUACGGCCACGAUGCUUGCUUGGAGUUCUAUCGACUUCAGUUGUUACAUGUCUGACAAUGAUUUUAGACACAACCUCGUAAAUAUCAAGUGGGCUACUGAUUAUCUCCUUAAGACUGUCUCACAACUCCCUCAUCGCAUUUUCGUCCAAGUAGGUGAAGCACAGCCCGACCAUAAUUGUUGGGAAAGACCGGAAGAUAUGGAUACGCCACGAACCGCUUUCGCUCUAGAUGCACCAGGGCCAGCCUCCGAUCUAGCGGGUGAAAUCGCUGCAGCUCUGGCAGCUGCUUCUAUCGCAUUCAAACAAUCGAGGCCUACAUAUUCCAAAUUAUUGCUCAGCAAAGCCAUACAAACGUUUCAGUACGCAGAUAUGCAUCGAGGUUCUUAUGCCGACAAUCAGAACGUGCACAACGCCGCUUGCCCUUUCUACUGCAGUAAUAAUGGAUAUAAGGAUGAGUUGCUCUGGGGAGCUGCGUGGUUGAGGAGGGCGACUGGUAGUGAUAAUUACCUAGAGUACUUGGUGAACAAUCGUGAAACUUUCGGUGUAGAUUACAAUUACUUGGACUUUGGCUGGGACAGCAAAUUUGGGGGAGUUGAUGUUCUCAUUGCCAAGGAAGUAUUUGAGAAGAAUGUGAGUGCGUUAACACCAUUUAAAGAUAUUGCGGAGAAAAUGAUGUGUGCAGUAUUUCCGGAAACCGCUGGUCUACACAUGAGUUACACACCCGGCGGUCUUCUUUACAAACCCGUUGGCAGCCAGCUCCAGAGCACGGCCGCAAUGUCUUUCCUCAUCCUUACCUACGCGGACUACCUCUCUAAAUCCUCUCAACAACUCAGUUGCGGUAACCUCAAGUUUCAACCCGAUUCUCUUCGGCGCAUAGUUAAACGACAGGUGGACUACAUUUUGGGAGAUAAUCCAAUGCACGUGUCAUACAUGGUUGGGUACGGCGAUCAGUACCCGCGACAGGUCCACCACCGUGGCUCGUCUAUACCGUCUGUUAAGGUUCAAAGCACUGCGUUCGGGUGCACACAAGGAUGGAAUAUUUUCCAUUCAGACAAUCCAAACCCAAACAUAUUAGUAGGAGCGGUGGUUGGCGGGCCUAACGUAGAUGAUACAUUCAUUGGAAAACGGACAAAUGCUACCGACACUGAGCCCACGACGUAUAUCAAUGCACCUCUAGUUGGUGUCUUUGCCUAUUUUAAUAGCAAUCCCAACAUCACCUGACUUCAACUUUCUUUUUCCAAAUCUUCAACAUAUAUAAAGUUAUAACAAUAAACCAUUUUAUAUAAAUCUUGAAAAUGUCUUGGGGAUACAAAUAAUCUUGACAAUUUGAAAUCUC
Molecule: messenger RNA, 2713 nt
Organism: Brassica rapa (field mustard)
Lineage: Eukaryota; Viridiplantae; Streptophyta; Magnoliopsida; Brassicales; Brassicaceae
Product: endoglucanase 23
Biological process (GO): carbohydrate metabolic process
Molecular function (GO): hydrolase activity, hydrolyzing O-glycosyl compounds
Source: RefSeq, a predicted model, not a curated record